AUGAACCGAGAUCAAUACCCGGAAGACAAGCAGGAGGUGAUGCUUAAGGUUGUGAUACGGCGUGGCCAUGAUGAUAAUGAUGAUCAUCACAACAUGGAGCAAAAGAAGCGAGGCACGACGAAUGCCGACGAUGGGAUUGUCCCCCACUCCAAUGCCAUGGGUGAUGAGCCGAGCACAGCAUUCAACACUCCCAACGGCAGCAGCAACACCACAGACCAGCCCGAAGCAGCAUCAGGAGGCUCGGACCUGUCAGCACUCGAGGCACAGAAAGAGACGCCGACAAGGGACGCCAAUGACGCAGACGAAGUACACUCCGCCUUCGGCAAGCACGAGAAACGCUUUAUCGUGGUGAUGGUAACGCUAGCCUCGUUCUUCUCGCCGCUCUCCGGCCAGAUCUACUACCCGGUGAUGCCCACGCUGGUGGAGAGCUACCACCUCACGACGGCGCUAGUCAACCUGACCAUCACAACAUACAUGAUCCUGCAGGGGCUAGCGCCGAGUUUCAUGGGCACAUUUGCCGACACGGGUGGCCGGCGCCCGGCAUACAUCCUCGCGUUCACCAUCUACACCGCGGCCAACAUCGGGCUCGCCCUGCAGGAUAGCUUUGCGGCGCUGUUGGUGCUGCGCUGUAUCCAGAGCGCUGGCAGUAGCGGUACCGUGUCCUUUGGGUACGGAGUCAUCGCUGAUAUUGCGACGCCGGCUGAGCGCGGCCAGUAUAUCGGACCCAUGGCCGCUGGCAUUAUGGUGGCCCCGGCUAUGGGGCCCGUUGUCGGCGGGCUGCUGGCGAGAUUCUUGGGCUGGCGCAGUGUCUUUUGGUUUCUGGUUAUUAUCAGUGGCGGGUACCUGAUUCUUUUCAUGGUGGCCAUGCCUGAGACGGCGCGCAAGAUCGUUGGCAAUGGCAGUGUCGCGCCCCGGGAGUGGUGGCGCAUGUCGCUGCUGCAGUAUUGGAUGGCGCGGCGUCGUCGUCGGAAUCUCAAGUCUGAUUACAAUGAGCAGACCGGUCGAGAAGGUCGUCGCAGUGCUAGCCCGGCGCGGCCGCGACGGACUACAAAGCUUUCGUUCCCCAACCCGCUCACGUCCGUCGCAGUUCUGUUGGAAAAGGAUGCGCUGAUCAUCAUAUCAUUCGUGGGGCUGGUCAUGUUCUCGAACAUAGCGCUGCUGACGAGCACGCCGAAUCUGUUCGGAAAGUUAUACGGGUUCAACGACCUCCAGAUCGGACUGUGUUUCAUCCCUCUAGGCGCCAGCGCCUGCAUCGGCGCCGUUCUAAACGGCAAGGUAAUCGACUACAACUACCGGCGCACAGCCCGCAAACUGGGAGUCCCCGUCGACCGCAAAAAAGGCGACGACCUGCGUGCCUACCCAAUCGAACACACCCGCCUGCAAACCGUGUUCCCCGUAAUGGCCGUUGGCGUAGCAACCUUCAUCCCCUACGGUUGGGUGCUCCAGCAGCGCGCGCCGCUCGCAGCACCCCUCGCCCUGCAAUUCAUCAUCGGGUUCUGCUUCAUCGCCUCCCUGAACACCCUCAACACGCUCCUGGUGGAUCUGUUCCCGGAUCGGCCCGCCACAGCGGCCGCCGCGUGCAAUCUGGUGCGGUGCUGGCUCGGCGCUGUCGGCGCGGCGGUUAUUGAUCAUAUGCUGCGUGGGAUGGGGUGGGGCUGGUGUUUUGCAUUUUUGGGGCUUUUGAUGGCUCUUGCGAUGGGGUUGCUUUGGGUGGAGAGUCUUUGGGGGAUGCAGUGGCGUGAGAAGAGGGUUGCGAGGAUGGAGCACAGAGAGAAGGAGAAGAUGGAGAAGGCGCGGACUGCGGGCGAUGUGAGGGCCAAUGGUAAGAGCCCUGAUGAUGGAUGUGUUAGUGUUGUGCAUGCUGGAACGGAUCGUCGGGCUGCUGAGGAUCGCACGUAA
Messenger RNA from Penicillium alfredii, 1899 nucleotides. Its product is annotated as putative MFS transporter. Gene Ontology annotation, molecular function: transmembrane transporter activity. NCBI's taxonomy places the organism in Eukaryota, Fungi, Ascomycota, Eurotiomycetes, Eurotiales, Aspergillaceae. The transcript has 2 exons. Gene Ontology annotation, biological process: transmembrane transport. The record is from RefSeq and is a predicted model, not a curated record. Bases 1 to 1899 code for a protein of 632 amino acids.